GGAGAGGUCCUGACUAACUCGGGACGGCUUCCAGGAGGCUGCCGAUGCCUCUUCCCCGGGUUUGAGGGCUGCGGGACGCCAGGGCGGCGGGUGGCGGCGGCCGGCUGCGCGCCUCGGGCUGUGGGGGAUCGUGUCAGUGGAAAUACGGCGGAAAAGCCCCUGUUUUAGCAGGUCUCCGCCGCCUUCGGCUUUUGGCUGCCGUUUCCUCACGGGCCGUUCUUCCGUGCCUUCAAGAGCAACCUUUUCAGUGCAGCAGUGCUACCGCGGUGGGUGAUUUCGCACCCUCCCGGCAGGAUGGGGUCUGGCUCAUCCUCUCGGAAGUCUGGCACGCUUCGUGCUGUGAUCCCGCACCGUCCAGCCCUUCAGCAGCUAUGUGAAGAGCCUUUGCAGGCGCACUGGAGUAUUAUCAGUUUUUAUGGUUUGCUGUUGGAAAUAUGCUUUGUAUGUAUUUUGGGAGUGUCUGGAUACAAACAGAAACUUCUCGGUUUAUUUAAGACGUGAUUCAGUAGGGUUCUGCUCAGCAUCUGAGAGAUGCCGGCGCCUUCAGCACCCAUGGCCUUCAGCAUCCAGCCGGGUCAUUCCCUUUGGUCUGCAAUGGGAAAGGUUCAGGUCAUAAUGGCGCUGGCGAAUUUCAUAGGCUUCAUCUGUCUAGUAAUACCCUAUCACACUCUCAUCUCAAACUGGAUUACCCUUCAGUUAAAUUUGUUUAGAAUGUGCUGUAAAUUAUUGAACAAACCUAAAGUGACCACCUGGGACUUAAAUAAUUUAUGUGGAACUACACAUGUGUUUCUGCUGGUUUGGCUAUAUGCAUUUUUAAAAGCUGGAUCGUGUCUAGUUUAUGUAUAGCCUUGAUGUAUGUAGUUUGAUAUAGUGAAGUGCUUAAAUAAUCAUCUAAGUACUGUUGAGCUAUAGCUGAGCUGCUGGUGCCUGUGGUAACAGGAGUGGUUACAAUACCCAAAGAGAAGGAUGAAAGCAGAACCAGCCAACUCAUACUCAUGAUAGUUAUUGAUUUGACACAAUGUUGUGCAUACUGACUGCUGGUUGAAUCAGGUUGCUACUGUUCCUUUUACUUUUCUGUUUUCUGAUUUUUUUCCUGACUGUUUUUGAGGAUUCAGAUAGCACAAUGAGAGGCCCUGAUCGCAACAUCUUGAUUUUGUUGCAGCAAAUGUAAAAAUUAUGCCCGUGUUUUCUGGAAAGGCAGACGGUUCACUUUCCUUGCAUUAUCAGAUAAUAUUUCUACUCGCCUGGUUGCCACCAGGUUGUUUCUUGUUCCACGUUGGACCAGCUGCCAGUUGCCCUCACUGGGAUUAUCCCUCUAGCUUGCAGCCUGGUCCUUUGUGCACACCUGAGGUGCUCCAGGGAGAUUUGGCUGAUGCUAAAAUAAUGAGAAAAUUAGAUAACAGUUUAAGCAUCCUUGCUUCAGAGACACUUCAGCUGAGUUAAACUGUUCAUCUUGGUAUCCUAGUUGCUUAUUUUGGUAGUUUGGGAAUCAGACAAACUUCCUAAAUUCACAUGGACAGUCCUUAUAAAACUUUGGGACUUGGGAUCUUUGCCUCUCCUUGCUCUUAAAGUUCAUCAAGACUUUUAUAUUCUCACCUAAUUAUUGUUGCUGAUACUUCUGGCUUGUAUUAUGUCCAUCUCCCAUUCAGAGUGCUGGUACUGAUGAUAUUUCCUGGCAUUGUGUGCUCUCUGUGUUAGCUCUCUAUAGGUGUCUCAGUUGUCUUUAUCUCUCAUUGUGUCCAUCUUGGGUUUCUCAUAAGGCGUUUUGCAGUUCUUUCUAUUCCAGUUCAUUAUUUUGUUUCUCACUGAAUGUUACCAUCUACUGUGUCUGCUUCCCAUGUACUUGCUUUUGUUCCCUUCCUCAUAGGUACUGUGGGCUUUCUGAGUUAAUGUUUAAAGCCACAAACCCAUCUGUGCAUGAAGUUCCUCAAACAGAGCACGUUGCUGGCAUGAUAGAACUAGAAGAAUAAAGAGAAGUUGGAUUGAUGAGAACUAUAAGAAAACGUACAACAGUUUGGAAUGGAUUGAUUUAUGAUACGUCUGAUACGUGAGGGCUACAUUUUGUGUCACUGUUGUCCAGCUGCUGCUGGAGUACUUCAGCUGACUUCAUUGCAGCAAGCCCAGCAGAUAGGUCCUCAUCACUAACAGAACAUAAGCAAGUGUGAUGCUGAAAUGAGAUGAGGCUCCGAAAUGGAACUGUGGCCACCGUGUUAGUUUUCAUCACUACUUUCCUCAGUUUGUCCUGGUAUACUGCAUGGCAAAAUGGGAAAGAAAAGUUGAUUGCCUAUCAGCGGGAGUUUCACGCUUUGAAGGAACGUCUGCGCAUCGCCGAGCACCGCACACUGCAGCGCUCCUCCGAGCUCAACGCCAUCCUGGAGCAGUUCAGGAGGGCUGUGGCAGAAACAAACAGCAGUAAGAAUGCAAUGAAUAAUUUUUCAGUUUCCAUUGUAAUGGGAAUACCUACAGUGAAAAGAAAAGUCAAGUCUUACCUUACAGAAACUCUCCACUCCCUUAUUGAUAAGCUGUCCCCUGAAGAAAAACUGGAUUGUGUUAUGGUUGUCUUUAUAGGAGAGACUGAUCUUGAUUAUGUUAACAGUGUUGUUGCAAGCCUGGAAAGAGAGUUUUCUACAGAGAUCAGUUCUGGCUUGGUGGAAGUAAUAGCCCCUCCUGCAACAUAUUAUCCUGACUUGACAAACUUGAAAGAAACAUUUGGAGACUCAAAGGAGAGAGUGAGAUGGAGAACAAAACAAAACUUGGAUUAUUGUUUUCUUAUGAUGUAUGCCCAGAAAAAGGGGGUUUAUUACAUUCAGCUUGAAGAUGACAUUGUUGUCAAGCAGAAUUAUUUCAGCACAAUAAAAAAUUUUGCGCUUCAGCUCGCUUCUGAAGAUUGGAUGAUUCUAGAAUUUUCUCAGCUGGGUUUCAUUGGUAAAAUGUUCCAAUCUCCAGAUAUCACUCUUAUUGUAGAGUUCAUAUUUAUGUUUUAUAAGGAGAAACCUAUUGAUUGGCUCCUGGACCAUAUCCUCUGGGUGAAAGUGUGUAACCCUGAGAAAGAUGCUAAACAUUGUGAUCGACAGAAAUCUAACCUACGGAUACGCUUCAGGCCUUCUCUUUUCCAGCAUGUUGGCCUCCACUCUUCUCUAGCAGGGAAGAUCCAGAAACUCACAGAUAAAGACUUCCUGAAACCAUUACUGCAUAAAAUCCACGUGAAUCCACCUGCAGAGGUUUCGACAUCUUUAAAAGUCUACCAGGGGCAUACGCUAGAAAAAACCUACGUAGGGGAAGAUUUUUUCUGGGCUGUCACACCAGUUGCUGGAGAUUAUAUUCUCUUUAAAUUUGACAAGCCAGUCAAUGUAGAAAGGUACUUGUUUCACAGUGGCAAUCCAGAACAUCCCGGAGACAUACUUCUAAACACAACUGUAGAAGUUUUGCCUUUUCAGAGUGAAGAACUGGUAUUAAGCAAAGAAACCAAAGACAAACGCUUAGAGGAUGGUUACUUCAGGAUAGGGAAGUUUGAAAAUGGUGUAGCUGAAGGAACAGUUGACCCCAGCCUAAAUCCUAUUUCAUCAUUCCGGCUUUCAGUGAUACAAAAUUCAGCUGUUUGGGCAAUUUUGAACGAGAUUCAUAUUAAAAAGAUUACAAACUGAUCAUGGAAAUCUGCUUUAGAGGAAAAAGAAAGAAUCCUUGAAAAUUCUUCCUAUAAAAUCUGACAUCCUUAGCAAGUCACAAAUUGAAAAUACUGAGCAUGCACCUUAUUCCAAAUGUCAUUCUUUUUCACUUGAACUCUACCUCUUGUGAAAUCUACUGUAGAUGAGAAGAUUGUAUUUACCCCUUCUUAUCUGAUCCAUCCAGAAACUGAUGCUCCACACUGAUAAUGUCUGUCCGAGGCCCAAGUUGUCCUCCACUGUAAUGUGACUUUACCAUCUUAUGGUUGCAGAACCCUGUUACGCUUAACCUGUACUAUUUUGAUAGUAUAGUAAUAUAGAGUUGUACAUAUUGUUACAUUCCUUGAAGAAAAAAAAAUAUAAUUAUUGUUAAAUAAGUUUUAUGAAGGGGGUACUUUCGGAGUUCCAUUUAUUUUCUAUAACAAGAACCCUCUUUUAUAGACUGUCAGGGAUAUAUAUUAAAAAUGCUAGGGAUAUUUAAUUUAUUAAAAUAAUUUGAAAAGUACAUAUUUUUAUGCAGUAAAAUUUUAAAUUGAUAUAGUUUUUUUAUGAAUUCUCUAGUUUAAGUUAUCUUUCUACAUUUUUCUUUGGAGAUGCAAACAUAAAUUAAUACCAUAUUUCAAAUAUACUGCCAUGUUUAAAAAAAACAAGAUUAAGUUUCUAAAUUAUGUAGUUUUAUACACAGAAUCUGAAUGAUGUUCAGAGGCAUAAAGAGUUCUGAAGAGCAUUAUUCUUUGGGGCUUAUGAAAUUACACUAUGUACAGUUUGUAGCCACAUAAAAAGCAUGUUGAAAUGUCUUGUUUCAUAUUAUGUACUAAAUCUGCAGUGAUUUUAGAUUGAAUCCAUUGCAUUUUAGAAGAAUUUUUUUUUUUACUCCAAACCAGUUCUUUCUAAAAA
This is a messenger RNA of Poecile atricapillus (Black-capped chickadee), 4559 nucleotides long. RefSeq names its product alpha-1,3-mannosyl-glycoprotein 4-beta-N-acetylglucosaminyltransferase A (gene MGAT4A). Bases 2178 to 3644 code for a protein of 488 amino acids. Gene Ontology annotation, molecular function: acetylglucosaminyltransferase activity. Gene Ontology annotation, biological process: protein N-linked glycosylation. Gene Ontology annotation, cellular component: endoplasmic reticulum; endoplasmic reticulum-Golgi intermediate compartment; Golgi stack. The transcript is spliced from 15 exons. The record is from RefSeq and is a predicted model, not a curated record. NCBI's taxonomy places the organism in Eukaryota, Metazoa, Chordata, Aves, Passeriformes, Paridae.